Thlaspi arvense is the source of this 360-nucleotide messenger RNA. The record is from the annotation of a GenBank genome assembly. Lineage: Eukaryota; Viridiplantae; Streptophyta; Magnoliopsida; Brassicales; Brassicaceae.
AUGUUGCAAAAACCACCCUUCCUCUUUAUCUCCGACGACAAUGAUCACAAUAGUCUCCGGUACACGAGCUUGAAAGAUGUGAUCUCGAGUUCCGAUGGCUUUGGUUCGUUGUUUUGUCAGCACCAACAAUGCUUUCCUUCACAAGAAGGGUUUCUCUUGUCCGAGAUGGAUUCUUCUAACAUCGCCAUUAGAAACGAGCUCGUGAAAAGAGCAGCUUCGAUGUAUCUUCAAUCUUCCAUGAUUGUCUCAGCUCCUGACACGAACUGGUUUCAGAGAUUCUGUUUGAAGGCUAAGCAUCAGGCGGUUGCUGCGGUUGAUUGUCUCAGACCGGUUUACCGGAUUUUCGCCCGGUCUAGUUAA